AUGGAGAGAUCAAAUGUUGUUUAUCUCAUCUCCAUACUUGUCAUCAUGGCUUCGCACUCUUCACCUUCACACGGCCUGAGAAUUUUUGGCUACGAAAUAGGCCGUGUAAUAAUCGAGGGUGUCCUGAUUUGUAGUACUAACGGAACCGCUAACCCGGUCUCGGAUGCCACUGUUUUCUUAACAUGUGGCGGAUCAACCAUCAAUCUCGCUUACGCAGUGACCAAUCUCUCCGGUGCGUUUUCCAUUGUGCUCAACAUCGUAGAAACACUUUUGUUUAACCCUAGUUUCUGCGGUAUCGGAGCUAAUCUUCCGACGGGAGGUUGUGGUGUUGAGUUUCCUGAUGACGUCCUCUAUUCCACAUUAUCACUGGUCAGCAUCGCUCGGACGGGUGACACAUAUACCGCUUUUUACAGGGCAGACCGAUUUCGAUGA
Messenger RNA from Thlaspi arvense, 432 nucleotides. The record is from the annotation of a GenBank genome assembly. NCBI's taxonomy places the organism in Eukaryota, Viridiplantae, Streptophyta, Magnoliopsida, Brassicales, Brassicaceae.